CUUCAGGCGAGUCGUCAUGUGACGUAAAUGUCAACAUCACCGCACAACAAAACCAACCAAUUUCCACGUAAUAGACGUUGUUCUUCUUCACAUACAAAAAUGAGCAAGUUUUAGUGCUGCCUUAUCCAAUUAACUCUUGUGUCAGCUGUCAGCUCUCUGUUAUUUGGCUGUCAUUACACAGGAUGGCUGUCCCUCGCAGUGGCCAGUCCUCCCUUGUACACAGCUUGGCAACUCUCCUCAGAAAUGAUGGCGACGUGGUGCUGGACGGCACCAGCACUCUGACCUUGCCGGCGGGCAGCUUGCAGCAGCUCACCAGGCUGUUCGAACAGUAUUUGCUGUCCAGGAGCCAGCAGCACGGGUUCCUUGCGUUGCCCUCCCACCCCGCCGACACUGCCUCCCUGCUACAACUGCAGUUCCUGUUUGACGUCCUGCAGAAGACCAUCUCGCUCAAGCUCAUCAACCCGCCGGCGACGAGACUUCAGUCUGUGGUGAAAAUCUUCCCAUUCAAGUCUUUAAAAUAUUUGGAGCUGAAGCGAGUGCCUCCACACUGUCUAGAAGGACUCAGAGGAGUUUACUCCCAGUUGGAGGUUUUUACUUGUUCAAAGAGCCUUGACUCUCUGGAGGAACUGCUUUCUCUGUGUGGAGGGGACCUGAGCUCAGCACUGCCUUGGCUGGAACUGCACACGCUCAACUUCAGCUACAAUUCCAUUGUCUGCCUUGACCAGUCACUAAGUUUACUGAACGUCCUGAAGUCCUUGGAUGUAAGCCAUAACAAGAUUCAGGAGUGUGCGGAAUUUCUAAAGCCCCUGAGUGAACUGCAACACUUGAACCUGGGCUACAACUGCCUGCAGGUGGCGCCAACGCUGGGCCUCAGUGCCAGGGCCAAACUCCUCUCACUCGUCCUCAGAAACAAUGAACUGGAGACCAUUAACGGUGUGGAGCAGUUGUCUUCUCUCCAGCACUUGGAUCUGGCAUACAACCUGCUGUUGGAGCACUCCCAGCUGGCUCCGCUCUCCCUGCUGCACUGCCUCAACACGCUUAACCUGGAAGGGAACCCGCUGUACUUCCAGAAGACCCACCGUACCUCCACCGUCCGACAUCUGUCCCCAAAAGCUGCAAACCUCAGACUCAAACUUGACGCCUCCUUGUUGUCCUCAUCUGAGUUAUCAGUUUUGACAAAACAAGGCCAGCGGAUCGUCCAGGUCCAGCCUUCACCUCCGGUUGCCAUGGCUGCAGAAGCGUCUGUGGAUGUGUCCAGCGGUGCCGGGGAGCUGACUGACAGCAUGUCCUUUGGAGACGUGGGAGUCUCUCGCAUCCGGAAGAAGAAAUCCAAGAGUAAGGUGAGAGUGCGGCGGGCCAGUAUAUCCGAGCCCAGUGACACAGACUACAGUUCCAGGCUGCGUUCCUCCUCACAGAGCAUUGUCCUCCCCCACCAGCAGGAGAUUGAGCGCAUGUCCAGCUUCAGAGACCAGCUGGGAGAGGAUUGGCUGAGGUACCAACAUCAACUCGAUGGAUCGUCCAACGUCACCAUCAACACGAACCAGCCCCCUCCUCAAGGUCAACCCCUCCGCAACAACACCACGUGUCUGUCCGACAGCCCCGGGCAUCCGCCGUCUCCAUGGCCCCGCAAAGCCCCGGAGGUCCUCCCGCCUCCACUGCUCUCAUCGGAGUUGAGGCUGGAGGCCUCCGCGGAUGGAGACCAGGAAACCGACUCUACCCUUCAGGAGCCUGGUCCGAACUCGCGGUCCACCUUGGAGGACAGCGCGGUGGAUGGCCUGGUGCUGAGUCAGGGAGUGGUGAGCUCACCUGCGCCGAGUUCAGAGUCCCAAAGGUCGGCAGGUGGCGAGAGCAGAGUUGCCGAGGAGGAGGAGGAGGAGGAGGAGGAGGAGGAUCAUCUGGGAGUGGAUCUAUGUCGCCCCCUACUUGUGGGUGUGCUCUCUAACAAAGAGGAAGGAGAAGUCGAGGGGCCGGGGGAGAGCGGUAAGAGGAGAAGCGAGGUGUUCCUGCGCAUCAAACAGCGCCUGCUUCUGGAAGUGGACAUGCAGUGCGGCCGGGAGAGAUGCCGUCUGGAGCUGAGCAGCCUGGUCCGGGUGGAGAGCACAGAGGCUGCGUGGACGCGAGGGGAGACAGAAGAGAUACUCCCAGCUGUGGAGCUUCACUUUGACUACAUCAGCAGGGAGAAAAGGAGGAGACUCUACGUCCUGCUAGACGACGACCCACAACAGGCCCGGCAGGCUCUGACUGACGUGCUGACUCAUGUGGCGGAGGAAAACCAGCAGCGCCGCUCUGAGCGCCGUCCCAGCUGCGUCCGCCUGCAGUGCCUUCGCUGCAGGUCAGAGUUCACGCUUAAGGGAGACAAACGGGAGGAGGUGGACGACGAGGAGGAGGCGGGGGGGAGGAUGAGGAGGGGGGCCGCCUCGCUACCAGGAGGUUCGGAAGAGCUUCACAAUGAGCUGACUAAGUUCUAUGACGACACCAAAGGAGACGGUCACAUUUGUCCAGAAUGUGGUAGCAAUCAUGUGGUGCAGCUGGCUGGCCAAUCCGCUCCCUACUCCAGCACGCCCAUCAAGCGCCCGCUAACGCCGGAGAGAGAGCACGACCACCUCGAUGUGUACCACAGCACUCCACGCACAAAUAAGGAUGAGCACACAGACGGCAGCGCAGGGAGUAGCCCGCUCCCGGAAGCUGUCGCAGCCUCGGGGGACACCACCUUCGUCUCUGCUCGGGGAAGCUCCUUCUUCAUCGGGAAGGACGGGGGCGACUCCUCCGGCAUCUCCUUCUGCAAGUCCCAGAGUAAGGACGAUCUGGCCGGUAGCUACCGGUACACCCCUACGGGAACACCGCCGGAGGUCCGAGGCCCGCCUGCAGGAAGGACCACCCCGACCGAUGAUUUGGACCUGCUGGCGGAGGACUGUGAGGCGGUGGACCAUCGGCUGCAGCUUUUCCUGGAUGUGGAGGUCUUUGAGGAGGAAGAAGAGCUUCACUUUUUCCUCAAGAUGUCGACUGUCAAAUUCGGAGAGCCGGGGCAGGUUCCCUCUCUGCUGGUGGUCUCAAACCAGCGGAUCUACUUUUUGGAAAUUAUGGCAGAAACCCACAGAGGCCAGCUCUCUGAUUGGCUGCAGAAGCGGGACAGCCACCCGAUCAUGGAGCUCAGCUACCUCGAAGUGGGACUGGCCUCUCAGAGCAUCCACAUGGAGUUUGUGGGAGUGGCCUACACCCUCCUCGUGAGGGACAGUGUACGCUGCAAACGCUUUUUUGGCCUGCUGACCGGAGUUGUGCGUGAGAUGGCUCACAAAUCGGACAGCAAGCUGAUGUCCAUCUCCACCACCAGACUCGGCCCUCUGCACCACCUCUGGCCUCUGGUGUGUGAAGACAUCCAGGCAGAUGUGGAGGAGGGCCAGCUGCAGUUUUUCUACAUUCUGGCUUUUGUUCUGCAAGAGGAUAUCUGGACGCCGCUCACCGUCCUGGCGACCCGGGAGACCCUGUACCUGCUGCGAGAGGAUCACCAGUGGAGGAAAAGCUCAAGCAGCCUGACGGGGAAUGAAAGCCAGGAUCCCAACAGCGGCAGCGUCUCCGUUUUAGAAACGCUCCCAAUCAGCUGCGUCAGCUCCGUGCACCUGUGGCCUUCCCACCAGUGCAGGAUGGAUAUCAAGCUGUACGAUGAGACGUUGAAGGAGGAGAAGACGUGGUGCGUGCGCUCCGAGAGCGCCGAGCUGCUCCAGGGUCUGCUGGCUUGGGUCAGAGCACAGUGGGAGGCGAUGUUCGGAGUAAAACUGCACACAAGCUUGCACCCGGGAGGGAGGGCAUGAAAACAACUGCCGUGUGUUUUCUGGACAUGAAUCGGUACGGGGAAAUGUGUAUCGAGCGUGAGCAAGUCGUUCCGUUGUUGCGCCCGCACGCCGCCUGCACUCCGGUCCCAUUGCGCUCGGCGCCUUUCGCCGUCUCUCAGGCCAGCAACUCGGGAAUGAUCGCGCACAUUCACAUGGCACUCAGGCCGGUAAAAGCACUGGUUGCGUGAUCCUUUAACCGCCCAGAUGACGCCCCGCUUUUCUACAGCUGAAAUGGAGGGUGCCUUCUUUCAUUCACAGAUUCGAGUUCUUCAGUCACUGAAGCAUCCAGUGAUCGUGGCGUCGCCAUAUCAACACAAAGCUGAGGUGCGGCUCCUGGCAGGGUCACAGAGGGUCACCUCACGCCCCAAUUAGGGUCUUACGAUGCGUCUGCAGCCCCGUGGAAUGUGACCUGAAAGGGAUGCCACAAGUCCAAACGAGCAGAAGAAUGUUGUUAUGGCUAGAAAGUGGGCAAAGUAUGAAAUAAUGUUGGUUAAGCACUGUGAUUGUUCUCUAAGUUCAGUGGAUGUAAUGUAAUGGAGAACCUCUGCUGCAGAGAAGGUUAUGAAUGUCACCGUCUGUACAUAAUAUCAUGCACAGAUUCAGAUUAAACAGUAACUUAUUUAUGUUAGCUUUUUUUUCAAAUGGGUUAAUGCUAAAAAAAUCCUUUUUAUUUUUAUAUGAGCCAUGGUGUGUAACGUGUUAGUGAAUAUAAAAGUAAAGUGUUUCUUUGUGUGGUUUCUUUGUCAGAAUCUUGACUAGCUAUGCAUUUAUUUUUAUAGAGGGAAAUAAAAGUCACUUUUAAACUUCACUGAACCAAAGCACUGCAAACACUGUCACAAAAAGCCGGGCGGCUUAUGCCAUUGUGCGUGUUGAAUAUGGAAACUUGUGAAUGACUCAUGUUAGCUUCUCCCGCAGUUCAAUGCUGCAGUUGAGGUCCUUCUUUGUUACUAAAUAAUAGCUGCUGUCUUCACCAUCCUCUUCUACUUCGCUGGCUCUGCUUAAUCACUCCAUGAUUUCUGGCAUCAGUGAAGGAAUGCAGAAAUAAAGUCCAGGAUGUUUGAUUACUUGA
Gasterosteus aculeatus aculeatus (three-spined stickleback) is the source of this 4899-nucleotide messenger RNA. RefSeq names its product serine/threonine kinase 11 interacting protein (gene stk11ip). Gene Ontology annotation, biological process: intracellular protein localization. Gene Ontology annotation, cellular component: cytoplasm. Gene Ontology annotation, molecular function: protein binding. Lineage: Eukaryota; Metazoa; Chordata; Actinopteri; Perciformes; Gasterosteidae. The record is from RefSeq and is a predicted model, not a curated record.